This is a messenger RNA of Entrophospora candida, 749 nucleotides long. The record is from the annotation of a GenBank genome assembly. NCBI's taxonomy places the organism in Eukaryota, Fungi, Glomeromycota, Glomeromycetes, Entrophosporales, Entrophosporaceae.
CAGGCGUUGCUGGAUUCACUGCGACACUUUUACCUGAUGAUACUAUUUUAUAUAUUGGAGGAGAAGAUACUUCAGGGGAUACGGUGUCGUGGGACAAGCUGCCACUAUACGAUAUCAAAAAUGACACAUGGAAUUACAUUACAACCUCGGGCGAUGUUCCUUCUUCACGUAAAGGUCAUACUGCUAUUCUGGCUCCAGAUGAUCGCAUUAUAAUUAUCGGUGGAUCCCCUGUUAGCCAAUUUAUUGUAUUAGAUAUCAAAACCUAUGAGUGGUCAUACCCAUCAAUUGAUUCUCUUAAUGGAAGACCGGCUCCAAAAAUUGCUUAUCAUACUGCAACAUUACUUGGAAAAUAUAUUUUAAUUGGAUUUGGUUAUGCACUAAAUACUUAUCAAACAGAUAUUUACCUAAUGGAUAUUAGUGACAGAAAUAAUUACAGAUGGACUAAUUUAUAUGAUCCAUCAAGUUUCUUAAUCUCAACGUCAACAUCGUCAUCAAAUACGAUCUCACCAUCAUCAUCAAAUCCGACUUCUUCACCAUCACCAAAUUCGAUCCCUCCAACAUCAUCAGAUUCAAAUUCAAAACCACCAAAUUUUUCCUUAAUUAUAUCACUUGUUAUAGUUGGUUUUAUAAUUUUAUUUGUUGUGGCAAUUUUAAUAACAAUUAAAAUUCUUAACAACCGUUAUGCUUAUGUUAUUGAUCCAACGGAUGAUAGUAUUAUAAAGAAUGGAACAGAUAAUCAACAUGUAUAA